Messenger RNA from Puntigrus tetrazona (Sumatra barb), 513 nucleotides. It is a transcript of the gene rplp2b, whose product is annotated as ribosomal protein, large P2, like. Gene Ontology annotation, cellular component: cytosolic large ribosomal subunit; ribosome. The transcript is spliced from 5 exons. NCBI's taxonomy places the organism in Eukaryota, Metazoa, Chordata, Actinopteri, Cypriniformes, Cyprinidae. Bases 128 to 472 code for a protein of 114 amino acids. The record is from RefSeq and is a predicted model, not a curated record. Gene Ontology annotation, molecular function: structural constituent of ribosome. Gene Ontology annotation, biological process: cytoplasmic translational elongation.
UUUCGAUUGGCUCCUCGCGCGCGACGUCAUCGGCCGCGUCGUUUUUCCGGUUUUCGCCGCCUUUCCGCUUCCUUUCUGCCUGCACGAGCCCGCUAGCGAACACGCGAGACUCCCUCUCUCCGCAAAGAUGCGUUACGUAGCUGCGUACCUGCUCGCUUCCCUCGCGAGCAAAAACAGCCCCAGCGCCGAUGACAUCAAGAAGAUCCUGGACAGCGUCGGCAUCGAGGCCGAUGAUACCCGGAUGAGCAAGGUUGUGUCCGAGCUCAGCGGGAAGAAUCUGGAGGAAGUGAUUGCCCAAGGGUUCAGUAAGCUGGCCAGCGUGCCGUCCGGAGGUGCUGUAGCUGCUUCCAGCGCCGCGGCCCCGUCCGCCGGGGGAUCUGCUGCCGCCCCUGCAGCGGAGGAGAAGAAAGAAGAGAAGAAAGAGGAGUCUGAGGAAUCCGAAGAUGACAUGGGAUUCGGACUCUUCGACUAAUCUGUCUCCCCGGGACCAAAAUAAAAUUUAUUACAAAAUCA